GUCUCCAAACGUGCUCACCUCUCUCCUCCCUCCGACAGACGCCGCUGCCAGCCUAUCGGACCACUCGGACCCCGCACAGUCCCUCCCGUGCGCCCCGCCCACCCCGGCGGUCUCCUCUCCAGCCCUGCCAGAGCCAAUCCGCGACCGGUGUAAAGUAGGACAAGCCGCUUCCUGGUUCUUAGAAAGGAGGAGCUGGGAGUCGGAGUGGGCGAGCGGAGGCAGUACGCGGGGGGUCAGAGCAAACCCGGAGUGCCGGCGGUCUGCAGCGAGAGGAGGACCGGAGAAACGCGCCGGAGGAGAGACCCUUGGAGACGGAAGUGUCCUGCGCCCCCACGGCGCCGGAGAAGAAAAAAAGCGCUGAGAGAAUUGAAAGUAAUAAAAGCAGCUGGCAGGGUGGGACAGCGUAAUCCAGGAAGUGUGGAAGCUGGUCAGGUGGGAGGCGACGAGCCGGGACAGGUGACACACUCAGGUUUAUGACCUCUGACCUCUGAGUAAAAGGACCAAAAAGGAGGAGCUAGGAGAUCGUCCGCAGUCACCCAUUGGCUUUUGGGUUUAUGGACUGGAGAACUCGGGGUUGUUCAGAAAGCUAUGUAUCUACAGCAGGUGGCGAUGUCUCCAGGAGAGGACGGUCUAAUUGGGAUCCCCUUCCCGGAGCACAGCAACGAGCUCUUGUCUCACCUCAAUCAUCAGAGGAGGACGGGACUCUUGUGUGACCUCACCCUUACCUCCCACGGGGCUCGUUACCCAACGCAUCGCUCCGUCAUGGCCGCCGUUAGUCUCUACUUCCGCAGGCUGUUUGGGGCAGAGGAAGGCGGUGGCGAGGGAGGUGGGGGCUUUAGUGUGUGCCAGCUGGACUGCGUUGCCCCUGACGCCUUGGACGCCCUGCUGGAAUUUGCCUACACUGCCACGCUGACAAUUCCCAGCUCUGGGAUGAGGGAUGUGCUGCGAGGAGCUCAGCUUCUGGGCAUCCAGUGUGUGGCAGACGCCUGCAGGGACAUCCUGGGGGAGACGGCGGAGACGGAGGGGGAGACGGCAGAGGAGCAGAGACCCCAACAAGCAGCUAAACAGAAAGCGGUGAAGUCGGAGAGUGUUGUUGAGAAAGGGUCGAGGAGAAAGGACAAGAAUAAGGUGAAGAAAAUCAGGCCACAUUACAACAACUUCUCACCUCUGAACCCACUGCCUGCCUCCCCCGCCUCACACCCCUCACCUGCAUCUGAGAGCUACCGAUCCCUGCCCUCCACUCAGCCCCCCAGCCCAGAGAAAGAAGAGGUUCACUUUAAACUCAAGCAGAACGGGGACCCAAGGCCGAUCAAAGAGCCGGGAAUAGGGGCCACACUAAACGGAGGGUUCCUUCACUGGUCCCAGGACCGCCCCCUCAUAGCCCACCCUCCCCCCAUCCAGAACAUCAAGCUUUCUGAGGACGACAUGGAGGGUUUAAACAAUGAUGCGAUGAUGAUGGGAAGCAGCUCCGUACCCGUCUCUGUAGCCGAUCGAGGGGCAACCACAUCUGUAGCAGGAGGGGGGAGGAAGAGGAAGUCUCAGACCCCCCAACAGUGUCCAGUCUGUCAGAAAAUCAUUCACGGAGCAGGAAAACUGCCUCGACACAUGAGGACGCACACCGGAGAGAAGCCCUUCCAGUGCUCCGCCUGCGGAGUUCGCUUCACACGCAAUGAUAAAUUAAAGAUCCACAUGAGGAAACACACGGGCGAGCGCCCUUACACCUGCUCUCACUGCCCUGCUCGUUUCCUCCACUCGUACGACCUCAAAAACCACCUGUCCCUCCACAGCGGGGCGCGGCCCUUCGAGUGCCCGCUCUGCCACAAGGCCUUCGCCCGAGAGGACCACCUCCAGCGUCACCGCAAGGGCCACAGCUGUCUGGAACAGCGCACGCGCCGGCCCAGGCGUGGGCUCGAGCUGGCCGAGGACGGGGGACCGGAUGAAGGCGGGAUGGAGCGGUCCAGUCCUCUGCCGUUCCAGGCCCACUCCUCUGUUUUCCACCCUCACCCGGGCCUGGAAAGCGGUGGCGUAUCCGUGGGGGGCCCUCCACUGAUAUUUGCAGGCGACAUCAAGAAGGAGCAGUCACUUGCUCUUCAGGCGUUGGCCCACCUCGGGCCUCAAAGGCUGACCGGCUACCAUGAUUUUUUGCUGCGAGGGUUGGAAUUGUUGGGAGGCAGGAAGACGGAGGGAGAAGAUCCAGGAAGAACCCGCUCACCAGCUCUGCAGCGUGACAGGUGGGCCGAUGAGGCGGAGGAGGACGGAGGAGAGGAAGAGGCCAAAGACGGGGAAUGAUGGGGAAAAGGGACUUUGUGUGUGGUAAAUAUCCACAGUAAAAAAUAUACGGUCCACUCAGGUGGCUGGACUGAUGAGCUGCUGCUCCCACACAGAGAGCACUUAAAAAACGGAAUAAUAUCACAACGGACUUAAAAAACGACAUAAAGGAAAACGGGUUUCUGAGAUGUUUUAAAUGUUGGUCUUCUGGUUUUUGGCGUUUGAUUGGAUUCUUUUGUUUGCUGUCGAGUAUUUUUGGUUUGAGCUCUCUAAUUUGAUUUUGUUUUCCGUCUUUCCGGUGUGUGUGUGUGUGACUGGAAUGCUUUUCACUAUGCAAACCAAAAUCCAGAGCUGCUGCAGCGUGGACGGAUGUUCGAAGAUGUUUAUUUCUGUUCCUAGGUCUUCUCAUUCAGGUGCAAUUAGAAUUUCCCAUUACCUAGAACUCAGCAUGGUUUCUAUGCCCACUGUUCUCUGGUGGUUAUCAAUGGAAAUGCAGUCUGACGAGUCACUUCUGUGAGUUGAAGAGCAAUAAUCUGCUUUAAUUUGGUGUUUAAACCAAAGAUCCGCUCAUUUGUUUUGUUUUUUGAACAGAAGAGGAGAUAGGAGGAUUGUAGCCAAUGUUGGGUUGGAGGAGAAACUUCAUCCCGACUCUUUUUGAAAGCCAUGAAAAAGAUUCUGCUUCCGUAAAGCUCUGCGCUGAACGCCGGACCAAAAGGGACGAAAUCUGGGUCAGCAAGUUAAUAUCAAUAAUGUUAUUCCUUCCUAGAAACCGUGGACUUCAGUCUUCCAAUGCACUCAGAAGAUCAACGAGGUGUAGGGAUUAAGACGACGCUCCCCUGUCUGUGUAUUUAUUUAUUUAUUGAUAUUUAUUGCGGCUCUUUUGCUUUUUAAUAAACCAAACCCAGAGCUUAACCCAGAUCCGUUCUCUGAAAACAUCCAAGAAACGGCAUUGCACUAAAGGUUUUUGCUCGACGCCUCCAUGCACCCGAACGCCUUUUCCAGAGAUCGUCUUCUUUCGACUCUUUUUCUUUCCUCGGAUGCAGUCUUUGCACAUUCAAGCCGCCGUGUACGGCAGCAACACAGGCACAUUCCAGACUUCAGGUUAGCAGGAUCAGGGCAUCGAGGUCAGGAGGCUGACACCUUUGACCUUUCCGCAACACCUCAUGUCCUGUACUUUACGUUCGGCAGUUCUUGUAGGUUUUCUGUGACUAAUGAGGCCAUUAUCUUUUGAGUUUGAUCAUCUUUGACCAAAAAUGUUGCGACCUCACCUGGCUUUGUUGGUUCCUUCCAUUCCUGUUCCUAUAGCAGAUGUGCUAGUCUGGUCUUGGGUGUACUAUAUCUUCUUUUGUUUCUUAUUUAUUUGCACUAUGAGAUUUGAGAGCUCCAAGCUUUUUACUUUUUUUUGGUCUAGGGGUCCAUUAGCUAUCUUGAUUGAAAUAAUGGCUUCUGUAAAUCCAACGUACAUACUCAUCCUUCAGCACAUUCGCAGAGUUCUAGAAAAAUAUAAUAUAUAUUGUGAUAAAGUUGCCUUAGGGGUUGUUUUUUUUUUGUCGUUUUUUUUUGUGCUGCAACUAUUCUCAGGAAAUCUUGAGCGAUGCACUAAAUGAUUUAAACAAAAUGUAAAAUGGGGAGAAACCGGUGCUGCGGGGUGAGUGGUAAUCUUCAUGCAAGUGUGUUUCCGGUAGUUUCAGAAUAUUAGAUUUAGUUUUCCAAAACCAAAUGAAGGAACUUUCUGUGCAAAUGGUGGCGAUGCAAGGAAACUACUGGCCUGGCUGGAACCUGUCGUACUGGAAAAGCAGUUUGGCAGUUGGUACUGUGCGUGAAGGGUGUUGGUACGCUUUGUGAAUGGAUGACGGUUAACUGACGUCGGCUGUGAAGUGUGUGUUUCUAUGCGAUGCCCUUUGUUUUUCUUGGCUUCGGUGAGGGGGACUUGGGGACGGUCCGAGUAGAGGCCGAUCGAUCUAUCAGGGAUACAAUUUACUUUUGUCUUUCUGUUUUAGAGGACCUUCUCAGAGAUACAAAUUCAUCUUCCCAUGAUUUGUUUCAGCUGAUGUAAAAACAAAAAUAAACAUAUCUAAGCUUG
Molecule: messenger RNA, 4351 nt
Organism: Nothobranchius furzeri (turquoise killifish)
Lineage: Eukaryota; Metazoa; Chordata; Actinopteri; Cyprinodontiformes; Nothobranchiidae
Product: zinc finger and BTB domain-containing protein 7B
Biological process (GO): positive regulation of gene expression; regulation of transcription by RNA polymerase II
Molecular function (GO): protein binding; DNA-binding transcription factor activity, RNA polymerase II-specific; RNA polymerase II cis-regulatory region sequence-specific DNA binding
Source: RefSeq, a predicted model, not a curated record